AUGGACGACGCCCUCACAGCUCAACAGCAGCAAGACAAUGACGCCGUCGCGGCUGCCGCCGCCGCGGCCGCUGCCGCUGCCCAGCUCGGCCUGGCCGACCUCCAGCCACCCCAACAACACCACUUCCAUCACAACCUCCAGCAACCAGACUUUAGCCAGACGCACAAGGACGAUGGGACGCCACAUGACGAGGUCGAUGUCCACGCCUUGGAGAUCCCCGUCGAGGGCGAGGAUGAGGUCGGGCUGCACGAGCAUGACCUCGACCUUAGCCUGAGUUUGGCAGGCACCCCGCAUGCUAUCGACCCCACCCCGAGAGCAUCGUAUGGCCGGCCGCCAUCCAUCCGGAAAGCUUGCGACUUGUGUCAUGCCGCCAAGCAGAAGUGUUCCGGCGACCGUCCGGCAUGCACAAGAUGCGCUCAGGGUGGCUGGCAGUGCGUCUACGCUCCACGGCAACGGAGGAGGACAGUCCCCAAGGACCAGAAGCUUGCGGGGCUCGAUGCAAGGUCUCACGGCCUUGGCGGCCUAGGCAGUCUCGGCAAGAAGCGCAAACUCCAGCGCGACAGCAUGACGCUUGGGACCGACGGCCUCGACAUGAGAAUGGCCAUGGGCAUGGCGAUGGACCUGGGCUUGGCAGAGGAAGAGGAGGACGAGCAUCUCUUGACAAUGACCGACGACCAGAUGCUGGAGUCCAUUGCGAUUGAUGGCUACCUCGCCGACCUUCCUCUGGGCACGUUUGUGCACAACCUUCCCUACAACUCGGCCCCUCCGGCGUCGGCGAAUGCGUUUGGGGCCGACGAUUUCUCCGCCCCGGGUGAUGCGUACAACUCCUCUGAGAUGGACCAGCACACCACGUCAGCCCUUCGUGACGCCAUCUUCUCGCUCAACGAGUCGAGCGGCGCCGGCCAGGGCCACGACCAGACGGGCGCAGAGGGUCACGUUGUUGAUGGCACCGACCAGCAGGGCAUGGAGAACAUCGACCAGCAGGGACUCGACCCCCAUCUGGCUCUGCUCGACCUGUCUCACGCCAUGCCUGUGGAGGAGGGACCGCAGCCCGACCCUACGGCUGACCUCAACCUCAACAACAUCCCCUCGCCGCAGUACCCCGCCCAGUGCCAGCACAUUGCCCUCGUUCCAAGAAUCCUCGCCCUCCUCACGCAGCACCCUCUCGAGCCCAAGCCUGGAUCGAACACGCCCCUCAGCAUGUACAUCUUCGCCCCGCUCGCCCGCUCCCUCCGCCUCUUCCACUCGAUCACACACUGCCAGCACUGCUCUGGCUCGCCACAACAGACGCUGCCGCAACUCGCGUUGCUGUCUCGCACAACAACCAUCCUCACCUAUCCCUUCCCGCCAUUGCCACCAAACGCGGCUGGGCAGCCUUCGGCCCAGAUCACGAUUCACGGCGCGCGGCUGUCGGGCACGGGCAUCUCCGAGGCAAUUGAGCAGCACAUUGUCGGCGUCGCAUGGGACUCAUGGCGGGCAAGCAUUCGUGAAAUCUUCAACUCUUUCGAGCGCAAGGCGCAGGACGUGAUUCAGCAAAACGCCGCGCUCAACGCUAGCCCUGAUGGUGGUCAACCGCCAUCAAGUGCUGAGACGCAGAGGGCGGGUCUCAUGUUCCAGGCCAUGACACGGCUUGUGUCGGCCAUGAACGAGGUGGAGCGAGACUAG
This is a messenger RNA of Vanrija pseudolonga, 1665 nucleotides long. Its product is annotated as putative transcriptional regulatory protein. Bases 1 to 1665 code for a protein of 554 amino acids. Gene Ontology annotation, molecular function: DNA-binding transcription factor activity, RNA polymerase II-specific; zinc ion binding. The record is from RefSeq and is a predicted model, not a curated record. Gene Ontology annotation, biological process: regulation of DNA-templated transcription. The transcript is spliced from 2 exons. Lineage: Eukaryota; Fungi; Basidiomycota; Tremellomycetes; Trichosporonales; Trichosporonaceae.